Messenger RNA from Trichosporon asahii var. asahii CBS 2479, 156 nucleotides. RefSeq names its product chaperone. The transcript has 2 exons. Lineage: Eukaryota; Fungi; Basidiomycota; Tremellomycetes; Trichosporonales; Trichosporonaceae. The record is from RefSeq and is a predicted model, not a curated record. Bases 1 to 156 code for a protein of 51 amino acids.
AUGCAGGACUUCAUGAAGCUCUACUCGGGCAUCGUCGAGAGGUGUUUCCUCGCCUGCGCCCAGGACUUCACCACGAAGGCGCUGACCUCCAACGAGACGAGAGGACGAGAGCAGAUGAACGGCCUUGCUCCAGCUGAUUCGCCGUCCAGAUCGUAG